This is a messenger RNA of Monoraphidium neglectum, 249 nucleotides long. RefSeq lists its product as hypothetical. NCBI's taxonomy places the organism in Eukaryota, Viridiplantae, Chlorophyta, Chlorophyceae, Sphaeropleales, Selenastraceae. The transcript has a single exon. The annotation marks the transcript as partial. The record is from RefSeq and is a predicted model, not a curated record.
AUGGCAGCGAGCCCACAGCGCCAGCCGGGCAGCGGCGUGGCCGCGUCCACCGCCGUGGUGACCCUUCCCCAGCCGCAUAACCAACACCUGCUAAGCCAUCAACACCACCAGCAGCAGCAACAGCAGCAGCAGCACAACCCUCACCAACAGCAGCAGCACAAAAAUCACCAACACCAGCCUCACAGCCCACCACGCAGCGCCAGCGGUCGUGUGCUGCGUGACCCGGCACGGCUGGCAGUGUCUGGGCAG